GCUCCCCACUGCGAGCACGCCUUCUGCAAUGCCUGCAUCACCCAGUGGUUCUCCCAGCAGCAGACGUGCCCCGUGGACCGCAGCGUCGUGACGGUCGCCCACCUCCGCCCGGUCCCACGGAUCAUGCGGAAUAUGCUCUCGAAGCUGCAGAUCACUUGCGACAACGCUGUUUUCGGCUGUACGGCCGUCGUGCGACUAGACAACCUCAUGUCUCACCUCAACGACUGCGAGCACAAUCCCAAGCGCCCGCGCGGAUGCGGCUUGGAAAUGCCCAAAGAUGAGCUGCCAAACCACAACUGCAUCAAGCACUUGAGAUCGGUGGUGCAGCAGCAGCAGACGAGAAUUGCCGAGCUGGAGAAGACCUCAGCAGAGCACAAGCAUCAACUGGCCGAGCAG
Eurypyga helias (sunbittern) is the source of this 396-nucleotide messenger RNA. Its product is annotated as E3 ubiquitin-protein ligase NRDP1-like. NCBI's taxonomy places the organism in Eukaryota, Metazoa, Chordata, Aves, Eurypygiformes, Eurypygidae. The record is from RefSeq and is a predicted model, not a curated record. Gene Ontology annotation, molecular function: metal ion binding.